GUUUUCUUGCAUUUUGUAAUUUUUUUGUCUGACACAAUUGAUCAUAGUUUUUAAUAUAUCAAAGCAAAAGGGAACAUUUCAGUCCAGAAAGAAACUACAGGAGCGGCGUCAGCGAUGAACUUAAAUAAAAGCCAAAUGGAGAAACAGGAGCGUGUCACAGAAGGUGUCGACGACAGUGAGAAGGAAGGUGUCAAUCGGAGUGAGGGGCAGAAGUCUCAUUCAGAAAAAUAUUCCAGAACUAUCUUGGCAGUUAUUAUUCUCUCGACAACUGCCGUCAGUGUAAUGUUUGCUGUUUAUCAAAUAACAGCCUCAAUGUUUCCCGUACCAUCAACAACAGCUGAGUCCAACACAUUUGUAGAUGACGACUACUCUUCUAUGGCUGCUCUCGUCAAUGACAGUAUUGACUACAGCGUGAAUCCGUGUGAUGACUUCUACCAGUUUGCUUGUGGAAGUUGGAUGAAGAGACAGAAGAUACCGAGUGGAAAAUUUCAAACCAAUCAAUAUGAAAUAUUAAGCGAGGAAACUAACAGCAUAGUCAAAGCAUUGCUGAAAGCCCCAGCGAAAGAAGAAGAACAUCCCAGUAUAAGGAAUGCCAAGUUCUACUACAGCUCUUGCAUGAAUGAAGAUUUAAUCAAUACUAUGGAAGGAAGUGCAAUCAAUGAGAUUCUCAUCCAGCUGUUUGGUGGCUGGCCUCUGACUUACAGACUGUGGAAUGAGAGCCAAUUUAAUCUUGAGGCCACAGUCAAAAACUUGAGUGCCAGUGGUGUUGAAGCUUUAUUUAAGUUCUUCGCCCUUGAAAGACUAGAGGACAACACAAAGUAUGUCUUGUUUCUUGAGCGCGGAGAUUUUUCAGCUCUAGAUUCCAUGAAUGUGUCCAACCUAGAUGGACAGUUGGACAGUUAUGAACUCUUUAUCUUUGAAGUUGGGAAACUGCUGGGCUUGUAUACGGACAGGGAAACUGUGGUCAUGAAUGAGAUUCAACAAAUGGUGGCGUUUGAAUUAGAGUUAGCGGAAAUUCAAGACCAAAACAAAAACAAUUUUUCUUUUCAAGAAACGGAAGAAUUUGAUGAGAAUCUUACGCAUAAUGUUGGUGAGAAUAAUAACUAUUACACGAUUAAAUACUUACAAGACAUGACUGGUUACGCAUUUGAUUGGAUGAAGUUUAUCACGCUGGUAAUGACGUCGCCGGAAAUAGGAGUGAAUGACGUCACGGAAAAUGAGGAAAUUUAUUGUUUUUAUCCUGAGUAUUUCAAAAAGAUGGCAAAUGUGAUAGCUAAGUCUUCUCACAGAACAGUUGCCAAUUAUUUAGUUUGGAAAUUUAUUUUGAACUGUAUAAAACAGAUGACGCUGCCCAGGAAAUACUUGGACCUUUAUCUGACACACUUGAGUUACAUGAAUGAAAGUACUCAGCGUUCGGAAGUUUGUUUUGACGCCACGAAGGCGGCGAUGAAGUAUGCUGUGGACAUGAUGUACGCCAAAGAGUAUUUCCACCAGGACUCUAAAGUUGUGAUACUAAACAUGCUGAGACAACUGCAAACGGUUAUGGAUUUACGUUUGGACGCUAAUGAUUGGAUGGACACAAAGACAAAGAUGGCUGCACAGGACAAGAACAAACGUACAGAUUUUCAAGUUGGUUACCCGGAGGCGCUCGGUAACGACAACUAUCUUGAACAGAUAUAUGUGAAUUUUACUUUCACAAACGACCUUUUCCUGUUCUCAUUUUUGGAGGUGCAAAAGGAACUUUUAUAUAGUAAAUUACGUUCUUUAAGGAAGAAGCCAGAUGACCAAAACUGGCCGCUGUCUAUAACAGAAGCCAACGCUUUAAAUUUACAGACAAAAAACCAAAUCAUUAUACCUGCUGGUGUUUUGAGACCACCAAUUUUUCACAAAAACUUUCCAAGGUCAAUGAAUUACGGCGCCAUUGGUUUUCUGAUGGGUCAUGAGAUGGUGCAUGGUUUUGACAGUGAUGGCAGUAGGUAUGACAAGGAAGGACACCUGGCCAACUGGUGGACCAAUUCUUCUAGAGACAAUUUAAUCGAAAAAGUGCAAUGCCUCAAUGACGAGUUUAGUCAUUUCUGGAUUAAAGAGAUGAACGCGACAAUUGAAGGCGUUAACAAUGAGCUAGAAAAUAUUGCUGACAAUGGAGGAAUCAAGCUCGCUUACAAGGCUUAUAGAUUGUGGGUAGAAUCAGAAGGAAAAGAAGAGACUCCAUUACAAUCUUUGAGUUUCACACACAACCAGAUAUUUUUCUUGAGUUUUGCACAUAGUUGGUGUCACGUCAUGGAUAAAGACUUAUUAGAUAAAGACCUAUCACAAUGGUUUAUAAGUUUCAGCACACACAGUCCAGCUAGGUUUAGAGUCAUCGGGCCACUUCAGAACUUUGAGGAGUUUUCAGAAGUCUUUUCGUGUCCAGUUGGCUCCUACAUGAACCCGGAAAAGAAAUGUCACAUAUGGUGAUGGCAAAUGUCAAAAUGAUCUGAUUUAAAGUAAUCAAAUGGAUUGUUACAAUAUCAAUAAAAUGUUAAAUAAACAUGUACACAAUGUA
This is a messenger RNA of Biomphalaria glabrata, 2545 nucleotides long. RefSeq names its product endothelin-converting enzyme homolog. The record is from RefSeq and is a predicted model, not a curated record. The transcript is spliced from 23 exons. Gene Ontology annotation, molecular function: metalloendopeptidase activity. NCBI's taxonomy places the organism in Eukaryota, Metazoa, Mollusca, Gastropoda, Planorbidae. Gene Ontology annotation, cellular component: plasma membrane. Bases 115 to 2457 code for a protein of 780 amino acids. Gene Ontology annotation, biological process: protein processing.